Guillardia theta CCMP2712 is the source of this 2256-nucleotide messenger RNA. RefSeq lists its product as hypothetical. The coding region runs from base 1 to 2256 and encodes 751 amino acids. The transcript is spliced from 20 exons. Lineage: Eukaryota; Cryptophyceae; Pyrenomonadales; Geminigeraceae. Gene Ontology annotation, molecular function: protein binding; endopeptidase activity. The record is from RefSeq and is a predicted model, not a curated record.
AUGAACUAUAGCUUCAUGUCCAACAACGCCAGCCCGCCUGGCGUCACAUACACGAUGGGGAGGCCCAUAACUCCAACCUUAACCAACACAUCGCCAAGCACCACCAAGAACAGUCAAUCGGCCAAGUAUGGCUCUGGGAACAACGAAGAGCUCAUGGACAGCAACAAGGCUGGAGUUGGAAUCUUCUUCGCUCCGAAGGAGGGGAACAAGAACAUCGUCUUCGUCAAGUCUAUUGUGAAGGGAACCUCGGCAGAUCGCGAGGGAACCGUCCAAGUGGGCGACAUAAUCCAAGAGGUCGACGGGGUGGAAGUGAAGGGGUCGGCGAUGUCUGAGCUUCGCUCUCUAAUCCUCGGGGAAAUAGGGACUUUCGUGACAUUGCAGUUCUUGCGUGAGAGUGCAGAUGGAGAGCUGUUUGAGUACAAGGUGUCGCUGAUCAGGGGCAAUGCCUCCUUCUUCUCCCAACUCAAGGAAAAAGUUAGGCUGCAGGAAGAAGUAGACCGAAUCAGACUUGCUUACAAGUCCGCGGAAGAAACGAGGGAGGACCUUCGUGCCAAGUUGAGCAUGCUGGAAAACGACACCAACUCUGACAGAAGCGAAAUCGAUGAGCUGAGACGUCUGCUUCGCACAACGGAGGAGCGGUUGCAUAGCUUGCAGUACUCCGUCAGCCAGUAUCGUCGUGAGAAGCAAGAGAUUGAAACGAGAGUCAUAGCGGCCAAAGAACAACGCGACCAGGACAUGAGGAGCCUCGAGCAGCUCAGAGGAUGGCUCACACAGGCCCAGGACAAGCUGGCCAAUGCGCAUCAGUCUCUAGAGUCUACCCGCAAGAACAAGUUGGAGCAAGAGAACUAUCUUCAGAGCGAAAUUAACAAGCGUUCAAGCCUCGAGCAAGAAGAGAGCGAACUGAAGAGAAGGAUGGAAGCUGAGUACGUUUCUCCGCUUGCAGUGUAUGAAAAGACCUGCAGGGACACUCAGGCUGAAAUCGAGGAGAUCAUUCGCAAGAGAGAGAUGAUUCAGUCCAGAAUUUCUAGAAAUCUUCAGCAGAAGAACAAGGUCUUGCGUUUUCUAAUACUGAACCAAAUGCUCCAAGAAGCUGAAGAAGCCAGAUCGAACAUUGAUUCGGCAAGGGCAGAGAAGGAAAAUAAGAACAAGAACAUUCAGGCUGAGAUCAUGGAAGUAGAAGAGCAGAUCAAAAAGCGUGAGAAGAUCAUCGACGAUCUCAAGCAGAAGCUUGAGAAUGAAAGAGAAAGAAUGGAGAACGCUCUGCGUUUUGAGCAAGAAAGCAGAGCUGAGGAAAAUGCCAGAUACCGCAAGUCUGAAAAUGAGCUUCAAAAGCGAUUGAACAGCACCAAAGAUGAGUACAGAAGGACCAAGGAGGAUUUGGAUACCAAGCAGUCGAAGUUCGAAGAGAAUGCUAUGCGCAUGGGACAGGAGAACAAAAGCCUUGAGGCCGCACUCCAGGCAGAAGAAAGUCUGGCAGAGGCUCUUCGAGAGAGAAUUGCAGUCCUCAGAGACCAUCUGUACAAGAUCGAAGAGGAAAAGAACAAGGUCCACGUGGACCUUUCAGGUGCCCAGAACCGACUCAAGGAUGCAGAGGCAGAGAAAGCAAGAGCUCUGGAAAGAGAAAGGCAGAUGAGCGAAGAGUUGGAGAGAGAGACUGCAAAGGAACCCGAGAAGAUUGAGGCCAUGGAGGUGUUGAAGAUGCAGCUGGAGGAUGCAAGAAUCGACAAAGAAAAGCAGCUCUACGAGGCCAAAGUGCAGGAGAGGAUGCUCUCCUUGGAGAACGGGGACUUGCAGCAUGUGCUGGAAAGAGCCUACGAGGACGGGAGGAAGAUCGUGGACAAGGAGAGGAUGAGAAUGCAGAGCGACAAUGACUUCAAGAGAUCACACGAAGAGCUUCACAAGCAGUGGGAGAUGCUGCACAAGUCCCAGGUCACAAGUCUUGACUUGCUCCACAUCCUACUCCCCACACUGUGCUCGAGACUUGAGCUGACGGGAAGGGAUUUCGAGGACUACAGCAGGGAGGCAUUCAUCUUCCCCGAUACCGCCCCGAAGACCUCAAGGCCGCUCGAGGUCCCUCCCUCCAACAACACACCCGUGAAGAUGGCGUACUCCAGCUUGCAGUCAAGUUCGAACAAUGGAUAUGUCACUUCUUCGCCGUCCAUGGCAACAUAUUACAACUCAACUCCAGUGACUUCGACGAUCCGUCAUCUUGUUCAGGAGUCAUCGUUCUCAAAUGACAAUGGUUCAUUUAUCUAG